CCAUUCUCAUAUUUUACCAUUAUUACGAGACAGAUAUAUAUACUGCAACCAAAUAAUUCUGCACACGCAAACACAGCUACCUUUACCCAAGUAGAGAUGGCGACGCUCGACACCGACGUCAACAUGGUUCCGGCUGGAGAGGGCUCAUCCGGCGCCGGCCCUUCCAACACCACGCCACAGCCGCCGCAGUCCUCCAAAAAAUCCAAGAAAUUUGAGAUUAAAAAGUGGAACGCCGUCUCGCUCUGGGCUUGGGAUAUCGUGGUCGAUAAUUGUGCUAUUUGCAGGAACCAUAUAAUGGAUCUAUGCAUCGAGUGCCAAGCUAAUCAAGCUAGUGCGACGAGCGAGGAAUGCACGGUUGCUUGGGGGGUUUGCAACCAUGCUUUCCACUUCCAUUGCAUCAGCAGGUGGCUUAAGACUCGCCAAGUUUGCCCCCUCGAUAACAGUGAGUGGGAGUUUCAGAAGUAUGGCCACUAGAGUUUGUUGGAGUGAACACUGGCUUCUUCCUUCACAUUUGCUCAAGAAAGUAACAUCCCUGUAGUUUCUUCUUGGGGCAAAUAUUCGAGAUUCGGAAACCUUGAACUGUCGUAUUUACAUUGAAGUAUAGAAUCCUUCUGCAUCAUUUGGGCAUCCUUAUUUUUCUAACUAGAACAUCAUUUGACAUUUUUACUCUGGCUAGUUAUCAGCAUCAUCAUACUAUGCUAAUGAUUUGUGGAUAUGUCUCUCUUAUUGCUGAUAUAGGAAAGUGAUUAUCUACUUCUAUUUCUUUCUUGGCUA
This is a messenger RNA of Salvia miltiorrhiza (redroot sage), 774 nucleotides long. RefSeq names its product RING-box protein 1a-like. Gene Ontology annotation, cellular component: nucleus; cullin-RING ubiquitin ligase complex. Gene Ontology annotation, biological process: ubiquitin-dependent protein catabolic process; protein ubiquitination. NCBI's taxonomy places the organism in Eukaryota, Viridiplantae, Streptophyta, Magnoliopsida, Lamiales, Lamiaceae. Gene Ontology annotation, molecular function: cullin family protein binding; ubiquitin protein ligase activity; zinc ion binding. The record is from RefSeq and is a predicted model, not a curated record. The coding region runs from base 97 to 474 and encodes 125 amino acids. The transcript has 5 exons.